AUGAUACCAGAUUCUUUGCUGAAUAGUUCUCUGCCUGGCAUAAAACUAACAAACACAGACGCAAUCAACGAUCACAUUCACAUACAUAAUGCAAGUUCAGCCACCUUGCUUGCCUGUCAAGAGCAGAAAAAAAGUUUUCAAGGCAAGUCCAAACAGAGAGAUCAGUGCAGUCGCAGAAGACAGAAGCGUGGGAAACAAUUCUCAGUUAGAGGCCACCUACAGAGACACACUAGAACUCACACUGGAGAGAAGCAAUAUUCUUGUUCUGAAUGUGGCAAACGAUUCUCUGACAGUGUCUCUCUUCAGAAGCACACACGAAUUCAUACAGGAGAGAAGCCAUAUCGUUGUCCUGACUGUGGCAAAGAAUUCUCUAUUGGCAGUGUUCUGCAGACUCACAGAAGAAUUCAUACUGGAGAGAAGCCUUAUUCCUGCCUUGAUUGUGGCAAACAAUUUGCUCUUAAGACCACUCUAGAGAGACAUACUAGAACUCACACUGGAGAGAAACCUUUUGGUUGUUCUGAAUGUGAGAAACGAUUCCCCGACAGGAGCAGUCUUCAGAAACAUACAAAAAUUCACACUGGAGAAAAGCCUUUUUCCUGUUCUGAAUGUGAUAAACGAUUUUCUGACUGGAGAAGUCUUCAGAAACACACAAGAAUUCAUACAGGAGAGAAGCCAUAUUGCUGUUUUGAAUGUGACAAACAGUUCUUCACCAGCAGCAAUCUUCAAAAGCAUAGAAGAAUUCACACUGGAGAGAAGCCGUAUUGCUGUAAGGAAUGUGGUAAAAGAUUCUCGCAAGGCGGCAGCCUUCAGAUACAUAUAAGAUUUCACACUGGAGAGAAGCCGUAUUGUUGCUCUGAAUGUGGCAAGCUAUUCUCUACCAGCAGCAGUCUUCGAAAACACACAAUACUUCAUUCAGAAAAGAAGCCAUAUAGUUGUUUUGAAUGUGGAAAGGAAUUCACUGACAGGAGAGGUCUACAGAGCCAUUCGAUAAUUCACACUGGAAACAAGCCCUACUGCUGCUCUGAAUGUGAAAAAUGGCUUUCUGACAGAAGAGGUCUUAGAAACCACUUAAAAAUUCACACGGGAGAGAAGCCAUAUGGCUGUUCUGAAUGUGGCAAACGAUUCACCACCAGUGGCAAUCUUCAAAAACACCACAGAAUUCACACCGGAGAAAGGCCAUACUGCUGUUCUGAAUGUGGCAAAGGAUUUUCUCAAAUGAGCAAUCUUCAGAAUCACAGAAGAAUUCACACUGGAGAGAAACCCUAUUGCUGUUCUGAAUGUGGUAAACAAUUCUCUCUACGUACUAGUCUGCAGAUGCACGCAAGAAUUCACACUGGUGAAAAGCCAUAUAGCUGUUCUGAAUGUGGCAAACACUUUUCACGAAUAGGCAAUCUUCAGAAACACAAAAAAGCUCACACUAGAGAGAAAUCCUGAGGUAGAUGUUAAAAAAGGAAAGAAGCAGAAGGAGAAAGAAGUCAAAAAGUUACCUUUCUAACUACUCAAGUCUUGAUGAGUACCUUUGCAUGGUGGGCUUCAUUGUACAAGAUCUGUACCAAAUCUCAUCAAGGUGAAACUGUUACUAUAGUAUGAAGAGGACCCCAACUCAUACUUGGAUAAAAAAGUGCCCAGUACCUGCCUCAGCACUAGGGUAGGUGAGUCUUCAGAAGAAGAAAAGAAGAUCUCCAGUGUGGUGUCAGUCCAGAUAGGCAGUGUUGCUGGCCCCACCACAGUGGAACAGAACAGACCACAAAAACGUAGUUUCAGCCAGAAAUUAAGAGGACUGGACACAGUCCAGUGGUCACUUGAAGAUAAUAUGGAGAUCACAUACUUCUACUUUUUGGCAACAAAUCCAGAAUUUAUGACUAAGAAAUAUGUCAGGAGGACGCACACAAAACUUGAAUCCUGGAAAGUGGUAUUGAUUUCCACACUAGAUAAGAUAACUGAUGCAAGCCUAAGAUUGCUUAUCGGAAUAAUUAAAGAAAGAAAGCAAAUAAACCCAAAGAAAUUAGAAUACUUACAAAGAGUAGCAAAAGAAGAAGUAAUACAGGAAAAAAAGGCAAGACUCAGGGGGCAAGAGAAUAGAAUAGGCAAAUGCCUAGGAUGAAGAGAAGAGGUGGGAGCUCAUAUAUGGUGGCAAAUAAGAGACAUAUUUGAAAUCAAAUUAAGAAAUAAACAUCUAAUAUGACUGGACACGCACAGAGAAUGCCCAUCACUCAGAAUUGCAAUGUAUUUAAAAGUAACUGAUUCACAAACAAAGAGAUGUGAAUAAUAAAGGGAGAAGUUUGAAGGAAUCAAAAAUGGUGCUGCAGACUGAAAGAGACAAUAAGAAUCUGUAGAAAAACUGCAAAUAUUCAAGACAUCGAUCAGAAACAGAAAACUACAAAAAGAGGACUCAAGAGUAAGGUUCAUGCUUGGCCUGAAAGUAAGAAAACUAAAGCACUAUUGAAAUUUCAGUUCUGAGGAGAAGAACUGAGAACAGUGAGACAGAAUAAAUUAUCGAGAUAUGAAGUUGGUUAUAGGCCAGAUGUGGCACAAAGCAGUGAUGCAGGGAACCACAGCACUAAUUUCUAAAUCCAUCACAGCAUCCUAACAAUCACCAUAACCCCAUACAAACUACAGAAAGAAGCAUUAUUGGGCGUAGCAUCUCAUUUUGGAAGCAAAGCUGGUGCUAUGCUGUGUCCAUGCUGCUAAUGUAAGAUUAUAUUUAAAAUGAAGAGAGAAUGUAACUGUAAAGUAUAUAUGUAGGAAGUAAAAAAGUUAGAUUUA
Polypterus senegalus (gray bichir) is the source of this 2766-nucleotide messenger RNA. RefSeq names its product gastrula zinc finger protein XlCGF26.1-like. Gene Ontology annotation, biological process: regulation of transcription by RNA polymerase II. The coding region runs from base 1 to 1434 and encodes 477 amino acids. The record is from RefSeq and is a predicted model, not a curated record. Lineage: Eukaryota; Metazoa; Chordata; Cladistia; Polypteriformes; Polypteridae. The transcript is spliced from 2 exons. Gene Ontology annotation, molecular function: DNA-binding transcription factor activity, RNA polymerase II-specific; RNA polymerase II cis-regulatory region sequence-specific DNA binding.